Molecule: messenger RNA, 809 nt
Organism: Somion occarium
Lineage: Eukaryota; Fungi; Basidiomycota; Agaricomycetes; Polyporales; Cerrenaceae
Source: the annotation of a GenBank genome assembly
GCUAUCCAACCACACUAUCUGAACGAACGGAUGGUGGCUGGCGUAAUCUCAAGCCGAUUAGAUGGGAUCAGCCUCGUAAAGGAGGAGGAGAAGGAGGUCCCCGGCAGAUACCAGGGCCAGCAAUGGUCGGCUUCAGAGCGUUCACUGCCCAAGAAGACGCUGCGGCUCGAGCAAUCGAGGUCGUCCUUCAGGACAUACGAGUCUGGCUCAAUGCCCACGAGGGUGUCGUUGAGUAUGUGCAGGUCCUCCACAAUAUCAUAGACAGAGUCGUAUUCAGUGUUGCAGUGGUCAUAGCGGGGAAUAGACGGGAUGGGGUUGCUGCAGUGGUCCUCGAAGCCCUUAACGAAGGCAUUGAUCAGUUAGCAGCCUUUAUGGAUGGGGUGCCGGAGGACGACCAAACCGGCGAUUUGUUCUUUCACCUAAUAGACCUCAUGGGGACUGUUAACGAACUUAAGAGGUUAUUGUCCGGGUGAAGCCGACAUUGCGGCAGGUUAUAGGGGCUUCUCAAAGUAUGGAAUUUCUUGGCAUGGCGGAAUAGUAGGUCGAUCAACCACAUAGUGGCUUUUGUAGAGAGAGUGACCCUCGGAUUUGCGUCGAACGGCAGCUGUACGAUAUGAAAGUGCCUUGCAUUUGCCCUUACGAGUAUGUUGUUCAUUAAGUGAAACCCGGUCCGGCUGAAUGAACGCACACCUAUCAGCACCCAAUGUUUUUUCUUCACUCUCUGCAUUUGUGCAUCAUCAACAUCCGAUACCUCUCCAGCCGCAUGGUCUUCUCAGGGCACCGUUCCGAAAUAAGUACUCGUGAGCUCG